Triplophysa rosa is the source of this 7862-nucleotide messenger RNA. RefSeq names its product thyroid adenoma-associated protein homolog. Gene Ontology annotation, cellular component: cytosol. The transcript has 31 exons. The coding region runs from base 75 to 5654 and encodes 1859 amino acids. Lineage: Eukaryota; Metazoa; Chordata; Actinopteri; Cypriniformes; Nemacheilidae. Gene Ontology annotation, biological process: tRNA methylation. The record is from RefSeq and is a predicted model, not a curated record.
ACCAGAAAUGAGCUCUCACGUGUAUUUGUGUACAGCAGUUUGAGUAAAAAAAUAAGCCUGCUGUUAAUGCAACUAUGACAGUUAUAAACUUUAAAGAUGGGAAGGUUGAUGCGAUUCUAAAUUAUUUCACCUUGGAUGAUAAUGUAUCCUCUGAUGUGAAAGACACGCUGAACAGUUUCUUGCUGAAACUCACAGAAAAUGUCAGGUGUACAGGGAAACGGAGCAGGGAGCGGUCACUGGAGGAGGCAUUACAGAUCGUGCUGAAGAUCCCAAAAGAAGAACUUCUUUCCUUACCGACUGCUGCUCUUCAUCAACUUGUUCAGCUGCUGUUGGCUUUGCAGAUUGAGGCAGUCACAACUUCAUCCGUGUGCCACAAAUUAGACCAGAUGGUGCAAGUCUUGGUCGAAAUAAACCGGUCUGUUGUCUUUGAGGAGGUUCAACAAUGUCUUCACAACUUAUUGCACCAAGAACAGGUGUUAUCACUGCAAGACCUUCAGAUAGCUUGUAUGUUCAUGGAGGACAGCAGUGUUGGACGAGAGGUCUUGAAGGAAGAAUGCAAGACCCUUCUUAGUCAAGUUGCUAAAAUGAUUCCUGUUGUUAUGUCAGAUGAGGCGGCCCAGAAUGGGCUGCUGUGUUACCAGACUGUCAAGCUGUGUUUGCAGGUAUUCCAGCUACUCCCUGGCCAGGUGGCACCACUGGUCUGCAGUAAAGAUGGUGUAAAUACGAGUGUGAGAGAUAUUUUGGAAUUCCUGAUGAAUGUCAUCUUAGGAGAGAUUUCCAGCAGAGACAUACGGUUGUUGUCGGGCACUGCGGUUGCUAUGGUGAUUACCGCAGUGACGGAUGCUCAGUGUGCUCAAUCAGCUGCCUGGUGUCUACUGCAGAUCACCAACAGAGAACCAUGGAGAUUGACAGUAGGUGAGCUACAGGUGGUUUGUCGCCCCAGAGACCAGGACGGGGUGGACAGGCUUGCCAUAUCCAGGGGACUUUUAACUUGCUGCAGAAAGAAUGUUCUUGUCAGUCGCCAUGGCAACCAAGGAACAUGUUUUCUUUUGGAUGGCUUAUUUCCUCUCAUCUAUGCGCUGUGUGAAGAAAAGCUUGACUGCCAUUACUAUGUUUUUCAAGUAUUUACCAUAUGGCUGAAAAGGGUUAAAGAGUGUCUCAGAGAAAUUUGGGACGUUACUGGUGCUCCUUUGAAUUCCGACCUUCAACAGCAACUUACACAAAUCAUCUGGAGCAAUGCAGAGAGUCCGUUGGAUGGCCUUGCAGAAUUGGCACACAGUGCUUUCUGUCUCUUUAUGGAGAUCUAUGAAAAGGAUUGUCAACAUUUUGGGAAUACUGAGAAAAGAUUUUAUGAAGAGUUACUGCACAGGAUAGCAGAACUGCCCUGGCAGUCAAAAGCGAAGUAUUCACCACUAAGUGCAAUUCUGCCAUACACGGGCACAGACAAGGUUUUGAAACUGUAUCCUGCCCUUCCCUCUCACAUCCUAAAAUGCCUCUCUACCAACCACCUCUCUCCAUGUGCCUCUGAAGUCUACAAAUGCCUCCUCCAGGAACAAAAACGCGAGCUUGUUAUUAAUGCGUCCCAGAAAGCCCCGCCCACCGAUCAAGACCUAGCCAACCAGUGGGCUCACCGAUGGCAACCAAAAGUUCUGGAGGCUUUGACUUCGGAAGUGACUCUGCUUCAAAAUAAUGCCUCUUGCCACCUUCUGCCUUCAACGUUACGCACCUAUCCGGGUGCUUUCAACACUCUUCUGUUAGCUCUGGAUCCCACAGUUCCCGGUCACCUUUACACAUGGGCUUGUAUCAUGAGCGCCCAACGAUCCAUUAGUGGACAUUCUCUCUGGGGUAUGAACAGUACAGAUGCCCUGAAGACCCUCCGUCUUGCACUCUCCUCUCUGGAUGACAGCGUCCGCCUGGCAGCCCUGAAUCUUCUGUGCUGCAGCCCAAAGACUAAAGAAGCCCCAUCACAAGUGGAGUACUCUGCUCUGAGAGACUUUAUACCGCUGAAUCUCAACAGCGAAUCAUCGCCGUUCCGCCAGCAUCUUCAAGCAGCGCUGAGGAAAUUCCUGGUGAGAAUAAGAGAGAGCUGUAUGGCAAGCAUCAAAGGUCAUAAACGUAAAACGGGACUUUGUAAGGAAGAGGAGGCGGAGCUUAAGCAAGGAAUCGAUUUUGUUGGCUGGUUAGCUCAGCUGGCAUUGGUCUUUUUGACUCCUGACAGCAGCUAUCAGAGGAAAAAGACGGUUUUGCUCCUGUUGUCCGCUGUGCUGGACACGUGUUCUGACACCUGGAGUCCGGAUAGAAAAAAGGGACAACCACCUGCUACUAUGUCUACUCUGAUCAACUGGGCAAAAGAAAGAGGAAAGUGGAAUUUCUUCUCCAAGUCAAACAUGCUGGUCUUGAUUGGCUGUUUAGAGGAUUCAACCAAUGAGAUCCGUGAGCUGUCUGCAGAGCUGCUGCUUCGUUUUUUCCCCCCCUCUCUACCUGAUGACAUCACUGCUGUGCUGUUCAGCCGGGCAGAGCGACUCCUCCAGAGCCCGCGGGUCCAAGAGGCCCAGAUGGGUGCACUGAUGUUCAAACUACUGCUGCAGAAGGCGGAUGGGGUUUCUGAACAGGGAGAGAAGCAGUCCAUCAGGCUGAUCCCAUUUCUUUUGAAUAAACUGGAGCAUCAUUUCUUCACCGCCAAGAGUGACAUGCUGCAAGCUGCUCGCACAACACCCAUUCAUGGCAUUGUAAAUGCUCUCCAGAGGGGUUUGAUGGAAGUACCAGGAGUCCUGGGGGAGUCACUUAACCACAGUGUUGCAGUUGACGUUGUGUGUUUGCUAGAGAAGAUCACUCUACUGCUACUGGGUGUCCUGUAUGGAGACCAGGACACUGAGGAGAAAGAGGUGCCUCCAUCGUUCUGUGACAUGGGAAAUGCAAUCAGUUCUCUGAUUGGCCAGCAUGGCGUUGAGGGGGCGAGACUUGAUGAAGACACAGAUGAGAACGUGUUGCUGUCUGAGGAACACAGUCUGGUGCUGACCUGCUGCUGGGUCUCUUUAAAGGAAAUAGGGAUUUUUCUGGGGUUCCUGGUGGAAAGAAUCCAGUCAUUGCCGUGGCGGCUGACUGUUGAAGAACUUAAAAGGGCUUCUAAACUGUUUAAAGACAUCAUCUUGAAAUGUAGACACUGGGGGGCAGUAGAGGGCUGCUGUAUCGGCUUCACUAAAUUCUGCAGGACUCUCCUGAGCAGCUCUAAUCCUGAAGUUAGAGAGAUCCCAGCCCUUAUAUUACAGCAGGGUCUGUUUGUUCUCCAAUUGCCCCGUAGUACAUCAGUGACCCGGCGGGCUGCCGGACUGCCCAUGCUUAUUUUAGGCAUCUUGGCUGCUGAGGACUCCAGCAAAUCUCGCCCCCUAUUGGCCCACACUAUUAAUACACUAUUGGACAUAGCCAGAGAACCACUGCCCCAGGACUGGGACCAAACUCUCGACUUACCGCAGGUGUGUGCUGGUCACAUCCUACAGGCACUGGUCAAAGGUUCAAGCCUGAGCGUGGCUGUUCUGCAACACACCCCUGCGGUGACCAUUCUGUCCCUUACCCUCCUAAGCUCACCAUGCUGGGCCAUGAGAAACGCAGCCCUGCAGCUUUACAGUUCUCUCUGCACCAGAAUGUUGGGUCAGCAGCCGGCCGGUGAAGAAGGGUCCACACAUUCCGGCAUGUCUUCCCCUUCCUUUUUUAAUCUUUACACAGCCCUACAGCCCUUCCUCCAGGAGGCGCUAGAGAGCGCAGCAAAAGACCUGCUGGACUCUAAAGUUCUCCUGCACCCUUCCCUCUACCCUGUGCUCACUCUGCUUGCCAAACUACAGCCGGGUGCAGAGGAACAGACACGUGCUCUGUCAGAAUUCCUGCCUCCGUUAUUCCUGCUAGCUGCCAGCCCAGUCUAUGGCGUGCGAGUGAUGUCAUCCAGGGCUCUUGUUGCCAUGAUACCCCCAUCCCAAUGUCUGGCGACUGUCCUGGAGUUGGUGGAAAAGCUCCCUGAAACACCGGACGUUUCCUGCUGUCACAACAGACUACAUGGACAACUCCUACAGAUAAAAACCAUUCUGACAAGAGCACUGAAAACCAACAUACAGUCAUCUCUCAGUGAGGUUGUGGAAAGGUUCGAGUCCAGACUGUGGUUGGCAUCGUCAAGUCAACGGUGCCUGCUGGUGCGUCUGGCAUAUGUGGAUGUCGUGGAGCUGUUGAGAGGCCAUUGCUCUGGUGCUUUCCUGACCCACCUGUCAUCUGUACUGCUACAGGAGAUUCACAGGACUCCAAACAUACUAGAGGUUGGCUUUGCUUCAUUUCAACAAAGUGCAGUGAACUUCCUAUGUGAGGAUCCUGAGUGGGCGUGUCAGGUGUGGCAGAAUCUGUCCACUGGCAGUACAGUUGUGAGGCUCUCAUUGGUCAAGAGGGCAGCAGAGGGGUGUGGCUGGAGAGGGACUGUUUUACAACAGGUUAUGCUGAGAGCGCUGCAGGUCAACCUGAAGGAGGCGCUGUUGCACCAGAAUGUUGAGUACAGAGGAGCAUUCUUGACAGCAUUAGUGGAGGUUAUAAACCUAGAAGAAGACAGUCUUGGCCCGUCUCAUCCCUCUUCGCCAGGAUUUGAUGAGGCGUGUCUGCAGGGCUGUGUGGAGGAUCUGUUUGAUGAUCUGGAGAUGAGUCGAGGAGGUCCUGGGUUCAUCUCAACGGCUCUUUGUGCAGUUAGUCUGCUCCUCUACCAGAGCAUAGACUUGUGUUUGCUUGAGCGCUGGUGUAAAUUAUUAGAAAAGCACAGAUGCCCUGAAGCUCCUGAGGCCCUCAGAUCAGCCUGUGCUCGGUCUCUAUGUCUAUGCGCCGUCUCCGUGGUGACCAGAAGCCUGACGGGAAGCCCUUUAUUUAAAGAGAUCAGUAUCAGGUUGAUCAGCACAGGCGUCUAUUUGCUUCAAGAUGAGAGUCCAGAGGUGAGAGCAAAGGCAGCCAUGUUUGCCUCCCUGCUCUUCUCUUCACGCCAGCGUGAUGCUCCACAAAGAUGUUUCUACAUGCAGGUGAACCAGGCUCUGCUCUCCCUUCUGAACCUGCUCUUGGAGGAAUUCUGGGAUACCAGGGGUGCUUUGGAUGCAUUGGUGUGCCACCUACCUGACUGUGAUCUGAAUGUCAUACUACAGGAGGUUAAAGAGACAGUGUGCCGCCUGUAUGAGCGAGAUGAAGCCAACGUGUUUGCAGAGCCAUCUGUGAUGUCAGAGUGCCUGCUCCCCUAUCUGUUACGUUUGGCUAAACGUUACCCAGAAUCCUCCACUCUUGCAGAGGACCUCGAGAUCUGGGCUCGAAACAAUGUGUCCACUGUCAGAGAGAAUCUCCCGAUUUGUUUGAAAUUUCAAUUAGGUGAUGUACUGAAUCCUGAUUGGCUGAGUUUGCUGACAGAGCCCCGUUUCCGUGCCGCUCUUUCCGGCCUGUUCACCAGGGCAAUUGUUCUGCUACAGCUGCUCAAGGAGUGUGAUAACAUACGACCUUUGCUUGACCCUAUGAGCUUAUCUACAGACCUUCAGAACAUUUAUGGACGGUUUAUACACAAUGGAGUCUUAUUUUCUCAAGCCUUCAUUGAUGCACUAAAUUUAACUCAACUGUCUUUAAAAGAGCGAGGCUUCUUUAAGAACAGUUAACAGAAAAUCUUUGUUGAUCUGAAGAAGAUGCUUUAAUGGAGCGGAAACUGUUAGAAAACUGAAUUGAAAACCGUUACGCAAAACUGAAGAAAUGCAGAAGAAUCCUUGCUUUUCUUCGAGUCAAUAUAAAUUGUCCAAUCCAGAUAAUUCUCUUAGACAGCAGCUUUUAAAAUGCAGUACGUGUAAAUCUGAAGGGGUAUAAGAUUUUCAUUGUUUGUGAAUGGAUGGUGAUUUCUGAAAUACAGCAGACGGAGACAAACCAGACGGACGGCUGCAGCACAGACACUCAGUGAACAUGUUUGCAUAUGUGCAAGCAUGUUCAUGUGCGUAUGUUUGUUGGUGUUAGGCUGCGCCCACUAAGUCCCCUGGGCGUGAGACUGGAACAUUUAUUUUUAGUCAAAAUAAUCCAUGCAGAACAUUUCACGUCUUUUUGUAGGCCUGUCUGUUUUAAACCAAGUGACCUCAAGUGCAAUUGAAGCUUGUGUGUUUAAUAAACACUAUUUCAACCGUUUUUAGAUCCAAAACGACAUUUGGCAAUCUGUCCUCUGCUUUUUUGAUCGAGUUGUUUUGGUUAACGUGCUCUAAAUGCUUGUUGCUUUUUUAUAGAGCCCAAACCAUUGGCCCAGUGUUUCCAUAUUUAACAGAACCUUUCACAUAAUCCUUCACAUUUUCUUUGGCUUUUUCUUUCUUAUUCCUUCACUCCUCUCUUCUUAUCCGUCUCCUCAUCUUUUUGCACAAGCCACUUCUCAUGUUUCCGCUGUUGCAGUGGUAAAUGCAUCAAACAGUGAUGUAAUGGCUUUUGCGGCAACUGUAGAAUCAGCCUGAUGUAACAGCAGGGGAAUACUUUUGGUUUUAUGCUACAUUAGAGGUUUCUCUCCCAAGUCAAGUGUCCAUUUUCUGUCCUCAGCGUUAGGCUAGUGAUGAUUCAUGGCUUGGAUGUGUGCUCAUGUGUUGCCGUGCAACACCCCCGUGUAUCACAGGACACACGGUUAAGACACAGCUGCGUAUCCCAGUUGCCAUAAGCACAGCAGAUGGUCUCAGUUCACAGCAAACACGAAAAAUCACUCACGCUUAUAUAACAUUAUUUUGUGUACUGUAGGUCUUUUUAAAUGUUAAAAUGUUGUAAAUGAAACUAUGCAACAAAAUUUAUCCAUUUAUUCAUGAAAAUUGUUAUACAGAAAGUUGUUUCAGUGAAAAAUUGGGAGAAAAUGGGCUUCCGUAGUUGUUUUAUUAUUUAUAAAGCAGUAUUUUUAUAUUUAAGCAUUUUCAAAACUUUCAACAGGUUUAAAAAUGCUAUUUCUGAUUCUGAAUGCGUGUUUUAUAGGAGACAUCUGUAUGGAAGCGAUUUUGUGCUGAAUGGAGCAACCUGCUUGUCCUGUUUUUUUCUACUCGUAUGUUGUCAAAUCCAUAUUUUACUUCUUGUUUACCUCAAGGGGAGAACUAGUGUCGACAGAAGAAUUGUCUAAUUAGUCUGCUGAUGUUUUAAAGACCUGUUUUUCUUCAUAACUAUUGUCUCAUGUAAUAAAGGACAUCUCUUUAUCAUAUUGAUUUAGAUAAGAUUAUUUAUGAAUAUAGUUUAUCAAAAUAGUUGUAGGAAUAGCCUACAUACAGUAUCACUAUGUUAUCAUUUUUACCCUCAUGUUAUUUAAAAUUUGUAUGGCUUGCUUUCUUGUGGAGCACAAAAGAUGUAAGGCAGAAUAUUAGUCACUUAUCGGUUUAGUGCCACUUACUUUCAUAAUAGGGAUUCACAAGCAGCACUUACAUUAUUAUCUACAUGUUCAAAAACUUUCUAAAUGUAAAUGUUGACAGAAUUUGUAUUCGAGUUUAAGUGAUUUCUUAAGAAAAGAAGUCAAACUGGUCAUUCAACUUUUUUGUUGAACAUAACUGGGUGUGAAACCUGCAACAACAUAAUAGAUGACAUGCACACGGAUAGUUCACCCAAAUAUAAACAUUCUGUCAUCAUUUACUCACCCUCGAGUUGUUCCAAACCUGUAUAAAUGUUUUUCUGAUGAACGCAGUGACACAUAUUUGGAAGAAUGCUUGUAACCAAACAGUUCUUGCCCACAAUUGACCACCAUAUAGGAAAAAGUACAAUGGUUGUCAAAAGUGCCCCAGAACUGUUUGCUUUGUGACAUUCUUCAAAAUAUCUUUUGCAGUUUUGCAGCAAGUUUGCCAGUAACGUGCUGUAGAUUUAAUUUACAAUUUUGU